UUCAACUGAAAAAAUUAUUAACAGAACUCCAUGCUAUAAAACAGACAUAGAAAACGAAGAAUUUAGUGAUUUAGCCAUUCAUGAUUUAAUAUUUAAACCAUUUGAAUUUUGGCCUGAAAAGAUGAUGCUUCAUUCAUUGCAUUGGAUAUCUUUUUAUAAAAAUUUGUCAGAAGGUG
Molecule: messenger RNA, 176 nt
Organism: Entrophospora candida
Lineage: Eukaryota; Fungi; Glomeromycota; Glomeromycetes; Entrophosporales; Entrophosporaceae
Source: the annotation of a GenBank genome assembly